Molecule: messenger RNA, 1593 nt
Organism: Amoebophrya sp. A25
Lineage: Eukaryota; Dinophyceae; Syndiniales; Amoebophryaceae
Source: the annotation of a GenBank genome assembly
UGAUAUGACCAAUUUAUAGAUUUAUUCUCCCUGACCGAAAAACAUGAAGAGUAAGUAAGUGAUGCCGGGUGCAAGUGCAUUGCGGCGUGCUUUUGUGUCCUUAGCAGAAUUCAAGCGGAUUGUCCGAGGCAUGGGCUUCGCGCGGGCAAGGCAUCUCCAAGAGUGGCUGCGAUCUCCAGAGUGCCCUUCGGGCCUUCCAAAAUCCCCGCACACUGUCUAUGCAAAGGACGGCUGGGUUUCUUACUUGGAGGCCCUCGACCUGCCGAGAACUCAGCAUGAGGCCAUAGGUGCAACUGCACUAGCAAGGAUACUGGCCGAUCCCAACCGAAGCUUGAGCAGAAAUUAUGGUAAGAAUGCGCGUGCUGACGUUGCUAUCACCUGGGCACAGAGACUUCUAGCUGAGUGUGGUUACGAGACAAAGAGGCUUCCGCGACAGUUGCAAGGGAGCUUACUGCUGCGAGAGAAAAACGGAAGUUCGGACGUGACGGAAGAGCAGCAUUCGAGCAGCAGUACUGGGAGAAACUGGUGGGCGUUACAGGUGCGCAGCAUUCAUAGCACAGAAUCGAGAACAACGUCACUGGCUUUUGCUCAUAAUGAUAUUACUGCGGACGUCGCCAUACUCGUAGCCAAUCCAGAAGCCCAGCGAGUCAAAAUCUUCGAUUUGGCGUCUGUUAAGGUGCGACAGGUGCGGCCGCCUUCCGGACGAGUGCGGUGUUGCAUCUCGAUGCCGGAUCUCUCGUGCAUCAAAGAGGAACAGGAACACAUUGCUUUUCAAGAAGCGCUGCGUGAAACUCUAAAACGCCUUCCAGCGAAGUCUCAGCGGUCUUGGCUAACCGAUUUGCCGGGAAGCGCGGGGGCCGUUAGAUGUCAAAAACUCUAUUUGCAACUCUGGGAGAAGGUGUUAGUUCCAUCUGGCUUUUCUGGCAAUGAAGAGUCUUCUUUGCCGCUAGCAGAAGGCAGUCUUUUCGUCAUUGCAGGCCGUAGAUGUCGGGUGCAUUCCUGCUUGGUCACAAAAGAGAGUAAAAAGUGUCCGAACCUGAAUUUCAAACGCGUACGUGUUGUGAACGGUCGUCGAGUUGUUCUUCCAUUGGGUUUGCUUGACGAUGCCGAAUUUGUACUGGCCCUCAUGUAUGACGACAGUGCAGCUCUCUUCGGUGUCUUUGUUUUUCCUCGACCAUGGCUAAUCAAGUGGGGAGGUUGUAAAGAGACUCUGACUGGUGGACAGACAGCUAUGGUCGUUUAUCCGCCAGGUCGAGACCACUUUCGUCCUGCAAGACGUGCACAGGUUGACGAACAGCGGCAAUUCUAUCUUGACUUGAGCACCGAGAUACUCCAAGGUGAGGCUGAAAAGGAAACAGAUGAGGAAAUCUUCAACACUAGCUGUGCUUCGCCUUCUGUAAUCGCGAAGUUUCGAAGCAUCAUUUUAGGCAAUCACGAAAUUAUACAAAAAAGUAACGAAAUUCAAGAUGAAAGUGAGUCGCUGGAGUCAGCAAAGGCAGAAGGGCCUGCGCCCUAGCAUCAAUAUUUCCUUUCUAACAUUAAUUUCUGUUUCGACUGCAGCGCCAGGACUUGUUUACACAUCAAAAAUGAAUG